AUGUCUACUGCCGAGCUGGAUGCAUCCAAGUUGAAGGUUAUCCGCAAGGAAGAGCCUACCGUGUUUGAGCAAAAUGCGGACUUCACAUUCGGUCGCCUGUUCAUCGACCACAUGUUGGUGGUCGAGUGGAAGCGCGAGAGCGGGUGGCAGGCGCCGGAGAUCCGUCCUUAUGGGAACCUGUCGCUGGACCCUUCUGCGUGCGUGUUCCACUAUGGCUUCGAGCUGUUUGAGGGGAUGAAGGCCUAUAGGACGGAGGACGGGCGCGUGACGCUGUUCAGGCCAGAGAUGAACGCGGCGCGCAUGAACCGGUCCGCAGCGCGCAUCGGGCUGCCCCAGUUCGACGCCGAACAGCUGGUGGAACUGAUUGGCAAGCUGGUGGAGCUGGACCGGCAGUUUGUUCCGCAGCGCCCAGGCUACUCGCUGUACAUCCGUCCCGUGAUGAUCGGGACGUCCGCCAGUCUUGGCGUGACUGCCCCGGACUCCGCCCUUCUUUACGUGAUUGCAUGUCCUGUGGGACCAUACUACAAGAGCGGUUUCUCCGCUGUACGCCUGUUGGCGACCGACAACGUCACGCGCGCCUGGCCAGGAGGAUUUGGCGACAAGAAGCUCGGCGGCAACUACGCGCCUUGUAUUCCGUCACAGGAAGAGGCUGCGCGGCUCGGAUAUCACCAGAACCUCUGGCUGUUUGGGCCGGAGAAGUAUAUCACCGAGGUGGGCACCAUGAAUGCGUUCUUUGUGUUCAAGGACUCUACUACUGGAAAGAAGGAGCUCGUCACCGCGCCACUGGAUGGCACAAUCCUUGAGGGUGUGACGCGGGACAGUGUAUUGACGCUUGCACGCGAGAGACUAAGCCCGGAAGAAUGGGAUGUAUCGGAAAGGUACUAUACAAUCUCAGAGGUCGCAGAGCGCGCAGCCAAAGGUGAAGUGGUCGAGGCGUUCGGCUGUGGAACUGCCGUUGUCGUAUCGCCAAUAAAGGAAAUAGGCUGGAACGACCAAGCUAUCAAAAUCCCGCUUUUGCCAGGGGAGGAGACUGGUGAGUUUACAAAACAGGUAGCGCAUUGGAUAUCCGAGAUCCAGUACGGUAAGGUUGAGUACAACAACUGGUCGCGGACAAUUGCAGACCUAAAAUAA
Molecule: messenger RNA, 1131 nt
Organism: Eremothecium gossypii ATCC 10895
Lineage: Eukaryota; Fungi; Ascomycota; Saccharomycetes; Saccharomycetales; Saccharomycetaceae
Gene: BAT1
Product: branched-chain-amino-acid transaminase BAT1
Exons: 1
Coding region: 1-1131 (376 amino acids)
Biological process (GO): L-leucine biosynthetic process; L-valine biosynthetic process
Cellular component (GO): mitochondrion
Molecular function (GO): branched-chain-amino-acid:2-oxoglutarate transaminase activity
Source: RefSeq, marked provisional